UGUGUGUGUAACUGGCUUGCCGGCUGGCAGAACCCGCCACCUGUGUGUCAACAGCGUUGAUAUAUUAUGAAAAAAAAGUGAGGAUAGGAACAGUGUAUGUCCUCAAUAUUUAGUGUUUUUGUGUGUAUGGUGUGUUUAUCCCGUACUGAGCAGUGGGCUCGAGCGUGUGUUUAUGUACGUUCUACGUAGGCUAGUGGAUCACGUCAUGGUGAACGGGGGUGAACUGUCUCAGGAAAAUUGCGUCUGUGGAUGAAUUAGGUGAUUCAUGAGCACCGGGAAGCCGCCGUUGGAGAUGUAAAUAAAAGGAGGGGAGCUUACGGACUCCUUCAGGAUGAGCAACCCAGAGCCAGGAGAGAGUAAACUGUGGGUGGAGGAAAAAUUAAAGUUCAUCGAAGAAGUGUUUCCUGGGGUAGACAGGCACAUCGUCAGAGCAUAUCUGGAAGAGUGCGAGACGGAGGAGGAAGAGGCGGUGAUGCUCGUGGAUCAGUUUCUCCAGGUGAUGGGAGCAGAGAGAAUAGAAGAUGAAAACUCUAUAUCGGCCGAAUCAUCGUCAGAGAAUAUGGAGGACUACGUAUGUGUCGCACCAACUUUAUCUCCCGACCAAUGUAUUGAUGAACUAACUAGUUCAAUAGCACUGGCAGGGAAGCCGCCACCAUCGCAGGAGGAGAGUAUAUCACACAACGAACUAAUAGCAGUUGCUAGUGGUUCUCCCGACCUGGCUGAGGAAGAAAACGGUGACAACACAGCACAAGUAGCACAGCUCAUGACAAUAUUCCCAGACGCUCAUCCUGAUUAUCUGCAAGAGAGGUGUGAGGAGCUCCCAGGUGAAUUGGAGGACCUAACGAAGUUAGUGGAGGAGCUUAUGGAUAAGAAGAAAACGGAGCCCAGGAUGAGCGGAUACACUGACAAGGAGAAAAAUGCCACCAAGGAAAAGUACCAGCGCCAUCUGUCUCUGGAGCAAGGAAGGCAAGAGGAUUACCUUGACAUUGAUGAGGAAAACACGGGGUACCAGUGUUUGAGUGUCUAGUAUGCAGGGACGACCAGGUUCUUGGCCUCAACACAGCCACUUGUAGCGCCUCCUACGGCCCUCACAGAUACUGCAUCCCUUGUAUCACACGAUAUGUUGCUUCGCGUAUAGGAGAGGGCCAGACGCAUUUCAAAUGCAUGGAUGAAGACUGUGGCGCAGAGUUCCAGGAUAGUGUCCUGCGUAGGGUAAUGACCAGACAGGAGUACGCUAAGAACCAAGAGCGUAGGCAACAAGAAGACAUAAGAGUCUCCGGAGUGAAGAACCUGGAAACAUGUCCCUUCUGCAAUUACAGCGUCAUCAUGGAGGAUCCUCAAAGCAACAUGUUCUUGUGCGAGAACCCGUUGUGUCUCAGGGAGUCCUGCAGGUUGUGUAAGGAGGCAACCCACGUGCCCCUGAGAUGUGAGGAGGUAGAGAGAGAUCACCAGACAAAAGCCAGACUUCAGAUUGAGGAAGAAAUGUCGAAAGCCUUGAUAAGGAAGUGUCCAGAUUGCAACACUAACAUCGUGGGCGAGGCUGGCUGCAAUAAGAUGACGUGUCCCUGUGGCACUGUCAUGUGUUACAUCUGCAGGAAGAAAAUCACCGGUUACGAUCACUUUGAAGACAGUCCUUCUCCUGUUGCCAAGUGUCCACUAUGGAGGGACUACAAGAUUUUGCAUUCUUCAGAGGUUCGUGUUGCAGCCAUGGCCGCGAAGAGUGUCUUGGAUCCUAACCUGAAGCUUGUUCACGACCCCACUAAACAUAUUCCAUGAAGCCCAAUGAAACUAAAUAGGUGUUGGGAAUAUUUUGUUGUUGUUGCUUGCAGGUUACGCGUCGUGGACCUUUAUACUUGCAUUUAUAUGUCAACAUGGUGUUGAAGCCUCUGGGAGGAGGGUCGUAGCCAAAGACUCUUGCUCUUGAAACACUUUUUGGUAAUGCAUUUCUGUUUCAUAAUUGUCUGUUUCCCCACUCUCUCUCUCUCUCUCUCUCACUAUUUCACUCUCAUAAAUUUUUCUCGUUCAGGCAUCUUUCUUUUGUACAUCUUUCUUAUACAUCAUUCUCUCAAAUAUCUAUCCCUUAUUCAUCUCCCCCCUCCCCAUCCUUCACACACUGCCUCUCCCUCGUACUUCUCUCUCUCAUACAUCUUCCUCCCCCUCACAUCUUCCUCCCCCUCACACACAUCUCUUCCUCAUUCACCUUCUUUCCAACACAUACUUUUAUCUUGUUUUCAAACACUUCUGUCUCAUCCCUACGCUGUUCUCCCUCACACUUUUUCCCUCCUUCAUACACGUCUUUACUCGCACUUGGGUUCUUCCCCCACACAUUCCCGUCUCCUUUAUCAUCAUCUUGUCUCUUCCUCGGAUAUUAUCUGUGUUCUUAUCUUGGGUUUCAAGCUGCUGCCCGCUACUACAGGUGCUAAACUUGUCACUCUCCAUAUCUGGUGUGACCUGACGGCUGGAGACUUCAGGUCAUUGUGGGUCAGGUCAGAAAGUGUGUGCGUGUACUAGCCUAUUUGUGGUUGCAGGGGUCGAUUCACAGCUCUUGGCCCUGUGUGUGUGUGUGUGUGUGUGUGUGUGUGUGUGUGUGUGUGUGUGUGUGUGUGUGUGUGUGUGUGUGUGUGUUGGUCACAUGACAUUAUUACCUCAGAUGUUGCACUUAAAGUGAAGUAAAUAUCUCUCUCUCUCUCUCUCUCUCUCUCUCUCUCUCUCUCUCUCUCUCUCUCUCUCUCUCUCUCUUUAAAUUUAUUAUGUAUGAGCUGGGGAGAGAAGUGUUGCUCUUUUCACUAUAUAAAUAUUAUACCAGGGUUGCAAUUAUUAAAAUAGAAUUUGCAGCAUUUGUUGUACAAAAAUACUUAAACAUUUCAUCUCGUCGACGCCGUCAUUUAUAUUAGAUUCCUCCCGCAAAUGUCCCUUGGGUUAACUAUUUGUCACAGACUCCCUGAGUAAAUGUCCUGCCUUCCAUGCGUCUUGUCACGAAGAAAAGGCCUCCCACGACAAAGGCAAAAGCGCCCACCGUAGGAAAACCGUGAGGGUGGGAAUAGACCUGACUGGGCCUUUUGUGUCCACUCACUCGACGGUCUGGCGAUUAAUUGCCAGAUAAACGGUGGUGGUUUAAAGGAGGGUUUAGUGUGCGUCUUUCUCGCCUCACACUGUCGACAAAAUUUGUCUUUUGGCUUUGUGUUUACUUGUUUUAGUUUUGCGAGGGGUCGAAAAUCCUGGUCUACCAUCUUCAACUCUAUCAGUCCUCUCAUACCCUGUGCUACAACUGUGUGUGAAGUCUGUCUCGGCCACUUCAUCCCACUUCACUAUUUCCUGACUUUCCUGUGCCUUGAAUUUCGUCUUGUCAGAAUACUUUGUAAGUCGUAAUCAAGUUUCCCCUAGUGUUUUUUUUUUCCAGCAUCAGGUAGAGUCCUUUCUAUCACACUCUACUACUAUACUGGAUUUUAAAUUCCUAUUAAAUGAAAUUCUAUGAUUGUAUAUAUUAAAUAUUUUGAAUAAAUUCUAGUUAAUGAUUCUGGGCACGAGAAAAUAAAUAGUAUUUAUAAGUUGUAAAAGCAUAUUUAUGUUUCUGAGUGAAGAUUCUAAUAUUUAGAAAAAUAACGGUGGAUGAAUGUAGUAGGUCUACUGGCCUAGACCUACUACAUUGUCUGUCUACUGGAGCGGCUGUCACAAUUAUUGCCGCUCAAGUAUCUGCCUAACUUGUUCAUAGAGCAUUAAGAAGUAUUGGCUUCCGCAAGGCAACUUGCUCGUUCCAUUCGCCUUCAUUUACGUUACAGGAAUGGUACAAAGUUAGGAUUCGAUAGGUAAUAAAAGUCAAUAGCAGAAUGGAACUCCACAAUAACAACGUUUCGCUCACCCAGUAACUUUAUCAACUAGAACAAAAAGUUAUUUUAAAUUGUUCCAUGCAACAAUUUCUGUAUUACAUUGUUCAUAUCGACAUUUUGUACCUUUCACAACUUUGUUCAGGAACUUAAAUAAAAAAUUUU
Messenger RNA from Cherax quadricarinatus, 3989 nucleotides. RefSeq names its product E3 ubiquitin-protein ligase RNF216. Gene Ontology annotation, molecular function: zinc ion binding; ubiquitin binding; ubiquitin-protein transferase activity. Gene Ontology annotation, biological process: proteasome-mediated ubiquitin-dependent protein catabolic process; protein linear polyubiquitination. NCBI's taxonomy places the organism in Eukaryota, Metazoa, Arthropoda, Malacostraca, Decapoda, Parastacidae. Gene Ontology annotation, cellular component: LUBAC complex. The record is from RefSeq and is a predicted model, not a curated record.